GACAUUUCAAAUUUGAUCUGCGGGUGUGCCCUAAGGGUGUGCCCUGUGUUUUCCUCGUGUACUAGAUUAAAUAAUUAAAUUUGAUAUAUCGUUUUUAAAAGUGUUAAUACGUGCAACAUAUCGUAACUAAUAAAUGUGUACUUAUAAUCCACAAGGUUAUCAAGUAUUAAGAAUAUUACCCAAAUGCGAUUUGAGAAUUCAGCGUAGGUAGGUUAUGUCGUUAUGUUUUGCUUUUGCUAUGCCAUCCCUUAGAAAGAAGUUUACAAGUUAUAUCAGGCAAUUGAGUUUCCAUAAUGAGCCUAGGAACAAAAGAAACAACAUCAAUGAAAAUGCUUUUGUUACAAAAUAUCUACAAGGACAUAUUGCUCUACAUGAAGGUCCACAGAUAAUAUAUGGUAAGAAUCCCACUGAUUUGCCCAACUACGAACUAGGAAAAUAUGAGAGUGGAGCUGAUAGUAUAAUUGGCUGUUACUCAGGACCAAAUGGUGGCCUCACUACUGUUACACGAACUGAAAAACAUCUUUCAGUUUUGGCAGAUGACAUUGAUUUUAUCGAUACUCCUGAAGAGGAACCUGUAUCUCCACCAAAGCCAAAAAAAUCCCCAAUUCAGGUAAAAGGACAACCCAUAGACAAUACAACUAUGGUAAUAAAGGUUGCUGGACAUGAAUAUUGUGUUACCAACAAACCAAAGAGACAUAGUAAGAGUUUCAGUCUAGGUAGCAUAUCAGAUUUUGCUAUUGAAGUUGAAAAGACAAAAAUAGAUAAGGAAUUUUACCACUGUGAUAGUCAAAAGGAUGAAAAUUCGAAUGACAACUCAAUUUACCAAGAAAGUGAAACCAAAUGUGAUAGAAAUCAAUUUAAUGUAGAAUAUAGCGAUGGUUUGUCAAGUAAGAUUAAUGGUAAACAGUCAGACAUUGUUGGGAAUAACUUAACUAACAUCAACUUAACUAAGGAUGGAAGUGUUAGUUGUAAAACAGAAAUUCAGUCUAAUGAAAACAAAGAUGUUAGAAGUCAUAACAGAGCAAGUGUAAAAGAAGGAAAAAGUAGAAAAGCUGAUACUACAAAACCGACAACUCACAAAACUAACAAUAAUACAAAAAUUAAAGUUGAAUCGAAAGUUACAGAAAAACAUCCUGCAAAUAAGAACUAUGCUCUGUCAAAAUCUAAAAGCGAUGGGAAUCCAUUUCAUCAUAAGAAGAGGGGAAAGAUUAUUCAUAUGCAGCGGCCACAGAGUUAUAGGGAUGACGAUAUUACUGAAAAGAUUGGCUCAAAUGUCGAUGAUUCUGCAUUGCCUUCAGAAUGGAAUAUAAAGACCGAUUCUUUUUAUGGUUUGUCGGAUAGUUUGUACGAUCGCAAUCAAGUGACAAAAUCCAAAAAUGGUGAUCCAAUAGCGGACUGUUUUGGUCUUAUUGCUAGAAAUGAUUCCGCUAUAUUAGCAGUGGCGGAUGGCGUUAAUUGGGGUGAAAAGGCCAGUAUAGCAGCUAAGUCUGCAAUUCACGCUUCACUCCAUUAUCUCAAUAAAACAAUUUUUAAUGACACAAAACCAUUUGAAAAGCUCACUACCAAGACUGACGAUAUAUCCUCAACCAGCAGUACAAUAAACCCAGAUGUUAAUACUAGUUUGAUGAUGAACACUAGAGAAGUUUUUGUAUGUUUAUUAAGAGCUUUUAACUGUGCCCACGAUCUCAUUUUAGAAAAUAAGGGUAUGCUAACUACAUUAACUGUAGCAGUAAUUCUGCCAUUGAAACAAAAAAAAUCGUCAAGGACUGAGAAUGGUAUAAAAUUACACCACCAAGAAAAUUGCUAUGUUUGUUGUGUUUGUAAUGUUGGAGACACAUUAGCUUAUGUAUAUUCACAGAAAAAUGGAAUAAGAGAAUUGACAAAGGGUUCUCAUGAUGUUAAUAGUAAUCGCGAUAUGAGAGACGCUCUAGGUGCUUUAGGUCCUGUUGAUGGAAUAAAUCCUGAGUUAAGUAACUUAACAUUAUCUGUAACUACUAUAAAUAAAGGGGAUAUCAUAUUCGUCGCUAGUGAUGGUUUAACUGAUAAUUUUGAUCCAAAUGUAUGUAGGUUUACUGUAAAUUCUACGGUGGACCAAAGUAAAAAUAAGGUUAAAAGACCCAUGGCGCUUCAUCAGCAACAGGAUAGUUCAAGUACAAAUCAUCCAAGUCAUCAGAAUUCUCAUGAGUUGCAAAGUCAGGUUAGUCUCCCUACUCAGAGUAAAGGAGAUGAUAAAGUUCAAAAACCACCAGUCAAACCUCCAAGAAAAAGCAAAACGCGUGGCUCAAUAUCUAGUAUAACGCCAUCAGAAAGAUCUAGUUCUUCUAUAGAAAGUUCUAAGUUAGCCGUUAAUGUGCAAUCUGGUAAUGUAGUUGACCAAAAUGAUCGUUCCAUAAACACACAGGAAGGUCUAAUAAACACUACCUCAUUUGAUUUAGAGACUGAAAAUAAACCUGGCACUAGUUUAAUGUCUCACCAAGCCACCUCAGUAAAAGGAGAUUCUCUUCCUGACUCUAAACACUCAAAAUCGGAAUAUAAAAAGCCUCCAUCAGUUAUUGAAAAUAAAGCCAGUAGCCUCAGAAAACAAGUUUCUAGUCAAAGUAGAAAUGAUAGUGCAAGGAAAGUAACACCCCCAUCCAAUAGGAUACCAAAAACUUUAGAUAUAAAUAGAACAAAACAGGAGCCUGCCAGUUAUAAAUUUUUGAAAUCCAAAACAUCGUUAGAUUUACGAUCGUCCAAUCCGAAUAAAGUACAAAUUAUACGAAAUGAAGAUGGAAUACCUUAUGUAACCCCAAUUCAGCGAUAUGAAUUACAACUUUUGCUUAUGGAAGAUAUUUUGAAAAACGGGAUCUCAGGGCAUGACGCACCCAUCACGACUGCAAAAAAACUGUGCGAGAGUUUGGUUAGUUUUACCGUUAGUAUCACGUCCGCAAAAAGGCAUACGUUAGAAGAUCAGGAUAUGUAUUUUGAUAAUAGAAAUGGAGUGCUGGUGGAAGUUUCUUCCCAAGAAAAGAAACUUCGAAGAAAGCGAGGUCUAGAAAAAGUACAAUCCUUACCAGGAAAACUUGAUCAUGUCACUGUAGUGGCAUACAAUGUUGGGAAUUUUGCUUUAUAGUUCUCUAGUUGCAGUACAAUUUUUUUUAUUUAUUUUUGAGUGUCGCUCGACGCAGCGAUUAUAAGUUUUAAUUUUUUUGUUUCCAAAUAGUAUUUUUAUGGAGUUGCAUAUCUACAAACAAAUGGUUUAAAUAUACAUCUAGUUUUUUUUAAGAUUUUUAAUUCAAGCGCUUUAGAACUCUUAAUUUUCUUCAUAGAAUCCUCAUUAACACCAAAAAGUAUUUUUUAAUACUGGUAUAGUAUAAUUUUUCUCCUGUUAAUUAUAUAGAUAUGUACCAAACUUUGAGUAUUAUAGGAUUUUCCUCUUGGAAGUAUUUUUAAAUUGUAAGGAGAAUAUACCGAUCUGGUCAUCGAAACUGCGUGGUCUGGAUUUUAACGUAAGAACGUAUAAGAUAGUGAUGUAGACAGCUUAAAUGAAAAAUCAAAUGUAUUAAAGAGAUAAAAGUUAGGUUGAUACAUACCACACAAGUAAAUGUUUACGAAAAAUGUUGCAUCCAGAGUUUGAACUUUAUUUUUCACAAUUAGUUCAUUUUAUUACAGCUGUAAUAGAUUCAACCAACUGUUUUACAGAAAUGAGCAUUAUUGAAUAGCUUAUACCGGGUGCGUCUCAAAAGUGGCUCACCCCUAUAACUUCUCUAUUCUUUUAGAUAAAACAACGAUAUUUGGUAUGUUAGUAUGUGACAUAAAUUAGGAUUGAUUGACGUAUUCAAUUGUUUUCGGUCACUUCCGGUUUCCACGGAAAUGACUACAACUUUUGAUCUUUAAAUGGCACAGUGGGUAUUUUUUUUCUGUAUUUGAUAGAAAAUGACACUCUGAAUCAAAUGACAUAUCAUAUAUGUAUGUCCACUUUUGGCAUAUUUGCUCAAAAACAAAUCGAAUUUUCAAUUUCAAUAUAGAGUGCAUGACUGUUAAAAACACUUAUUUUUAAUCAAGGAGCCUUGGAAAAAUAGAUUUGAUCGUCUAAUGUUUUUAAUGUCUUGUUCUGGUCGGUUAAAAGAUGCCCAAAUCGUAUUUUUAAUCAUAUCUCAAUUUUUUCAAGUGGAACGAGGGUGGCUCAUUAGCAUAUUUGGAAAAGCAUUUUUUUACGAAUAAUUUGAUCCACACAUUUGGUAUUUCAAGUCAAAUUGUCGUUAUGAACUGCAUGUUACAAUUUCAAAUAAACCAUAUGUGAAAAUGUCAAAAGUUGACAUGAUAUAACUAAAAAAGUUCUCUGUCGUAUGUACAGACCACGAAAAUAAAGUGACCAGGGCUAGGAUAUUUAUACAGAGAUAAAUAUUUAUUCUUAGUAUGAGAUGGAUUUAGAAAUCUGGUUUUUAAAUAGCAGUGGAUUGAUUUAUCCUGAUUUGUUGAUUUGUUGAAUUUGAAUAGCUUUUCUAAGGAGUGUCUUAUUUUUCUUCAAAGUACCUUUAUAUUAUUUUUUUAUAUAAAAGGGAAUUAUAUUGAGGAAACCAUUUAUUUUAUAAUAAUAUUUUUGCAGCUUUACUAAUGAUUAUCAGAAAAGUAGGUUGCUAUAAUUUAUGUUUAAAUAAAUACAUGUAUUUAAUAUUUUUGGAACUAAGUUUUCAUGUUUUGAUGUUAUUUUCAUUUUGUGAUAUUUUACUUAAGAUAUAUUUUUUAAUUUUAUUUACCCUAAAUUAAUUUUCUAUUAUAAAAUUUUUAAUAAUGACCCAAAAAUUGGAAUUUAUACAUAUAAUAUUAAUGACUGCCAUAAUUCUGUACCAUUUUGUAGUAAUUGAGGAAAACAGAAAUUAAUAUUGUUUAAUUUUAAGUGCAAUAAAUAUUAAGUAUCACAUUUAUUUUAAAUAGAUCACACUUCAUCUAUUAGAUUUCUAUUUUUAUAAAUCAAAAAUAUUUUUUAUAUUCAUAUGAAUGUUAACUGUAUAUGUAAUGUGUUUUCUUGAUGGUAAGUUAAUCUUGUUCAAGUCUUGUAUUCCAUUGAUGUUUUUGUUAUUUUUUUCUUUAUUAAUUAAAUAAAUGACAUAAUAAU
Messenger RNA from Sitophilus oryzae (rice weevil), 5098 nucleotides. Its product is annotated as PP2C-like domain-containing protein CG9801. The coding region runs from base 215 to 3112 and encodes 965 amino acids. The transcript has 8 exons. The record is from RefSeq and is a predicted model, not a curated record. Lineage: Eukaryota; Metazoa; Arthropoda; Insecta; Coleoptera; Curculionidae.